This is a messenger RNA of Lactuca virosa, 750 nucleotides long. The record is from the annotation of a GenBank genome assembly. Lineage: Eukaryota; Viridiplantae; Streptophyta; Magnoliopsida; Asterales; Asteraceae.
AUGCAGAUAUUCGUCAAAACCCUCACCGGCAAAACCAUUACCUUAGAGGUCGAGAUUUCGGAUACCAUCGAAAAUGUCAAAGCCAAGAUUCAGGACAAAGAAGGUAUUCCUCCUGAUCAGCAAAGGCUCAUUUUCUCCGGCAAGCAGUUGGAAGAUGGAAGAGCCCUGGCGGACUACAAUAUCCAGAAGGAAUCCACCCUUCAUCUCGUCCUCCGUCUCCGUGGUGGAACGCAGAUUUCGGUCAAGACCUUAACUGGAAAAACUAUCACUCUCGAGAUUGAAAGCUCUGAUGGGAUUGACAAUGUCCAGGCUAAGAUAGAGGACACGGAAUCUACUCUGAAAAUCGGUCUCCGUCUUCGAGAAAGGAUCCAGAUCUCUGCUAGGGUUCAGGACAAAAACAUUCCACUGAAUCAGCAGAUUUUGACCUUUAACGGGAAGCAGCUCGAGGAUGGUAGAACUCUAGCGGAUUAUAACAUCCAACAAGAAUCUACAUUGGAUCUGGAUGUGAUGUUGGAAGGGAAUAUGCAGAUCUUUGUCAAGACUAUGACGGGGAAGACCCGCACUCUGAAUGUCAAGAGAAACGAUACUAUUGGUAAUGUGAAGGCAAAGAUUCAGGACAAGCGGGGGAUUCCGCAUCAUCAGCAGAGGCUUAUAUUUGAUGGGAUGCAGCUUGAAGAUUGGCAGACUUUGGCUGAUUACAAUAUUCAAAAGGAGUCCACUUUGCACCUUGUCUUGCUUUUUCGAGGUUAA